UCCGUUUAAGGAUGGAACCUUUCUUCGGAUCGUUGUUAUCAGGAAGCCGGUAUAAAAGCUAAACUGUUAGUGCCAAGGAUUUCAGUCAUCGAUAGUGCCUGAAUAGUGCGGUGAAUUCCCAGAUUUGCUUAUUUGCUGUCUGUUGCUGUUGUUUGGAGUUUACUCCCGCACUUUUUCACUGCCCCCCGUUUCUUCUUGAACCACUGCCAAAAUGUGCGACGAUGAUGCCGGAGGUUUGGUGGUCGACAACGGAUCCGGAAUGUGCAAGGCCGGAUUCGCCGGGGAUGACGCUCCUCGGGCCGUAUUUCCCUCGAUCGUGGGCCGUCCCCGGCAUCAGGGCGUCAUGGUCGGCAUGGGUCAGAAGGAUGCCUAUGUUGGGGAUGAAGCACAAUCGAAGCGAGGUAUUCUUACGCUGAAGUACCCUAUUGAACAUGGAAUCAUUACCAAUUGGGACGAUAUGGAGAAGAUUUGGCAUCACACUUUUUACAAUGAGUUGAGAGUUGCGCCCGAGGAACAUCCGGUUCUGUUGACGGAAGCUCCGUUGAAUCCGAAGUCUAAUCGGGAGAAGAUGAUCCAGAUCAUGUUCGAGAACUUUGCCUGCCCGGCUGCUUACGUUGCCAUUCAGGCCGUGCUGUCUCUGUACGCUUCCGGUCGUACUACUGGAGUUGUACUCGAUUCCGGAGAUGGUGUCUCCCACACCGUACCGAUCUACGAAGGUUAUGCCUUGCCACAUGCCAUCCUCCGUAUGGAUUUGGCUGGUCGCGAUCUUACCGAUUACCUGAUGAAGAUCCUAACCGAGCGUGGUUACUCGUUUACAACCACUGCUGAACGUGAAAUCGUCCGUGAUAUCAAGGAAAAACUGUGCUACGUAGCCCUAGACUACGAACAGGAAAUGCAGGCCUCGGCCGCUUCUUCCUCGUCAGAGAAAUCUUAUGAACUUCCCGACGGACAAGUUAUCACCAUCGGAAAUGAGCGAUUCCGUGCUCCGGAAGCCCUGUUCCAGCCAUCGUUCCUCGGAAUGGAAGCUAGUGGAGUUCAUGAAACCGUCUACAACUCGAUCAUGCGAUGUGACGUCGACAUCCGUAAGGAUCUGUACGCCAACAGUGUCCUGUCCGGUGGCACCACCAUGUACCCUGGUAUUGCCGAUCGUAUGCAGAAGGAAAUCACUUCUCUUGCUCCGUCGACCAUCAAGAUUAAGAUCAUUGCUCCACCUGAGCGUAAGUACUCGGUCUGGAUUGGAGGAUCUAUCCUGGCAUCCCUGUCCACCUUCGCAACCAUGUGGAUCACCAAGCACGAGUACGAUGAGGGUGGUCCAGGAAUCGUUCACCGCAAGUGUUUCUAAGCCUCAACAAUCAAGAGUAAAAGGACUGUCCAAACGAAAUAUACCGCACGUUGUUUUGUUGCUUCAAAGCUUCGAGGUGUUUACGUUUUCAUUACCAUUUAAUACUUUUUUGAAAAUAUAUUUUGUAUGCAUCUAUCUAUAA
This is a messenger RNA of Uranotaenia lowii, 1484 nucleotides long. RefSeq names its product actin, muscle-type A2-like. The transcript has 2 exons. Bases 212 to 1342 code for a protein of 376 amino acids. NCBI's taxonomy places the organism in Eukaryota, Metazoa, Arthropoda, Insecta, Diptera, Culicidae. The record is from RefSeq and is a predicted model, not a curated record. Gene Ontology annotation, biological process: mitotic cytokinesis.